This is a messenger RNA of Knipowitschia caucasica, 1365 nucleotides long. The record is from the annotation of a GenBank genome assembly. Lineage: Eukaryota; Metazoa; Chordata; Actinopteri; Gobiiformes; Gobiidae.
AUGGAUGCCCAGGUGGUCUGUAGGCAGCUGGGGUGUGGCAGGGUGCUCUCUGCUCCUAUGCAGGCUCACUUUGGACAAGGCACUGGUCCCAUUUGGAUGGAUGAUGUGGCGUGUACAGGAUCAGAGCAUAAACUCUCUCAGUGUCGUCACAGAGGUGUGGGUGUUCAUAACUGUGGUCACAAUGAAGACGCUGGUGUGGUCUGUGAAGCCCUGUCUCCGGUGCGGCUGGUGAACUCUGCAGACCGCUGCUCGGGAAGAGUGGAGGUGUUCCACAACAGGCAGUGGGGCACAGUGUGUGACGAUUCCUGGGACCUGAAUGAUGCCAAUGUAGUGUGCAGGCAGCUGGGCUGUGGCAGGGCACGAUCUGCACCUCAAAAUGCAGCAUUUGGUCAGGGCAGUGGACCCAUCUGGAUGGACGAUGUCCAGUGUUUUGGAUCUGAGCCAUCAAUCACACACUGUCGUCACAACGGAUUUGGAAAUCACAACUGUGGGCAUCAUGAAGAUGCUGGUGUUGUCUGUGAAAUGCGUGAACCAGAAAUACAAAUCAACCAGUUUAUCUGUGGACAAGAACAAAUACAAGUCAGUCUGAACAGAGCAACAGUGUCUGUGGCUGGUCUGGACGCCCUCUCUGGUCACCUGGUGGACCGCAACUGUGUCCGUACCAGAGUUCAGAACGACAUAGUGUGGUAUGAGGUCGUGCCACGAGUAGGAGUCUGUGGAAACACCAGGAGGACCAACAGCACACACGUCAUCUACACCAACAGCUUAUUCCUCUAUGCUCACAAUGAUUCCUUCCAUGUCCCCGCAAGUCUCCCAUUCUCCUGUGUGUAUCCUCUGGAGGUAGACACCAGACUCGAUGCUGCCCUCAGACCUUUACUACCAUCUGGGGGUAUUGUCAGAUCAGGUCGGGCCCCAAGAGCAUUCAUGUCUCUUUACCGGGACUCAAAUUUUUCCAACGCAUAUCCAUCCGAUAGUGUCAGUCUGCCUGUGGGCCAGCCGCUGUACGUUGGAGCCAUUGUGGAGGAGAACGAUCUCAAUUUUGCGACGGUUCUGGACAACUGCUACAGCACAUUCUCCUCCGACCCAAAUGACCCAACAAGACAUCCUCUCAUCCAAAACAAGUGUUCCUCUAACCCUCAGCAAGUGUUGGUGGUAGAAAGUGGCACUUCUCUUCGUGCUCGCUUCUCUGCCCUGUUCUUUGUACCUGGGGGUCAGUACAGAAGCAUCUACCUACACUGCCACCUGAAGCUGUGCAGCCCUGGCCCCUGUGUCCCGUUUUGUUCAGGGAGGGCUCGGCGCUCAGUUUCUGAAGGCGUUACAAUCCAGCCCCUCACCAUUGGACCGAUCACAUGGGGAGAUAACUGA